AUGUAUUUUGAUAUUUUAUAUUUUGAUUCUCAGGGUACCACCAUAAUUGCAGUUAAAAUGGAAAAUAAUGAUACUGUUAAAAUUAUAACAGACAAAACAUAUUUUAUGGAAGAAACAAUUAAUAUUCAUUUUAAAUUUAUUAAAAAAGUAAAACAUUAAAUUUGUUUUACCAGUCUAAUAAUAACUUUAAAGAUUUAAUGAAAUUUUUUUGUACCAAAUAGUCUAUCGAACCACAAUAUUCUGAUUGGAUUGCAUUAUACAAAUGUAGUAGCAACAGGAAUCUAGAAGAGUUUAUUGCAGUAGAAACCAGUCUAACAGUUCGAUCAUCAACUAAACAUGGCCUGAUUCCUGUUAUAUUCUAUCCAAACCAGUUGAAGAAUGUUAAGUGUAACGAAGUUUAUGAAUUUAUUUAUGGCAAUAAGUUUAAUGAGGUAAAUAUAUUUUGUCAAAUAAUUUUUAAUUUUUUUAAAGAAUAUUCAUUGCAUUUUAUACAGAUUUGUGGAAUAAGUCAACAAGUACGUUUCAUUCAUAAAAAUGACUGCUACUGUUACCCAAACGUCACAGAAAUAAGCAAUUGCAAUGGUUGUGUUUCUCAGGUGAUAUGUUUAUUAUCUGUUGUAGUUUUAAAUCUCUAUCAAUGGAUAAUAAUUAGCGACCAGAUUUGUAUGAAUUUGAAUGAAAUACUAAGAAUGAGAUGUUUUUAAGUUCUAUAAUUUUAUUUCAUCAAAGUAUUCUUUUAUAUGCAUAUUUAUUAUUUCUUUUAAAGAGGGUCAAAGCGCAUCUAUUUUUCAUAUGGUUUAGAUCAAUAAGCAGUUAGAAAUUAUAUAUACUUUUCAAUGUUUAAUAAAAGUAUUUAUGAAAUUGUUAAGACAUUAUGUAGAUUAUUUAGGAAGUUAAUUUUCAUUUUUCAGUUUUGAAGACUCACAAUAUCAAGAUAUUAUUUUUAAAAAUUACGUGAUAAUUUCCACAUUACAUUUGUAUUUAUUUUGGAUACAUCAAACUUUAUAUCAAAAAUUAACUUUUUAAAUUUUAGCCCCUUUUGCAAGAGACAUUUACAUAACUUUAACUCAAAACUGAUACUAAUUCAAGAAGGAUAAUAUCCUAAGUGUAAAUUUAAACCUUUCUAUGCAAGUCUGGUCCAUUAGCCAUCAUGUUUUUUUAAAAAAAAAAUCUUAUUGUACACGAUAAAAUUCACAUUUCUAAAUAAAAGCCACCCUUAAAUAAAUUAUGCUUAGUACAAUUUCAUAAAACACUGAGUAAACAUUUAUGUAAUUUAUACCCUGUACCUUGUUCAGAAAACUCACCAAUUUAGAUCUUUAGAGUCAAAGUAGUAAAAUAUAAUUACAUACAAAUCCAGUCUGUAUUAAUAAUUAUAAAAUUAAUAAUAUUUUGGGUAAAAUGAUAGUUCAUGUUCAAGUACUACUGUAAGUAUUAAUGCGUACAGAAAAUACCUUUAAACAUUUGUAAUUUAUUUGUUGUUUUGCUAAUUGUGAUUAAGGAAAUAAGUUUAUAAUAUUUGUUACAUAUAAUAUAGUGUUUGGAUUCUAUUUGACACUUACAAUGUAUAGCUAAACUUGAAAUUAUGUACCCAAAAAUUUGAAUAAGUUUCUAUAUGUCAGAAUAAUUAUUGACCAUAUCCAUGUUUACAGUUUAUUUAUCCAAUAGGGAAUAUAUAGUAAAAUAAUUAAAGUACUUUAUUUGAAUAGUGAUGUGUUUUGGUUGAAUUUUGGAAGUGAAAAACACUUAUGAUUGAAUUCAAUUUUAAAGUAGUACUUAGAUAUUUACUAAUGAUUAUAUUAAACUAUUUUCAUUAAAAUAAAUUGUAUGUAUUAAUUCUGUAAUUUAUUUUCUAGGAAUUUGUUAAUUCUUUAUUAGCCCGUAUGUCUAUUGUUGAAAAUAAAUUAAAAGACUAUGAAAUACAAUCAAAAGCAAAUAUGUUAAUGAAUAAGCAUUUGACAGCUGAGAUGAUUAAAUGUGAUGCCCAUGUACAAACAUGUAAUGAAUUUUUAGAUAACUUGUUUUACACAAAUGAACAAGUGACCAAAGAUGGUAUUGUAUGUUAUUUACUUAGUAUAUAUUUAUAAAUAUAAUGAUAAAUAUUUUUGAAUUUAAGAUGUGGAUGGAACCGUGUAAUGAUAUUGAUUUAAAACUAAGUGUUAUCGAAAAUCAAGAACAAGAGUUGCAAAAUAUUUCAAGUCAAAAUGAUGGAAUUAAAAAAGUAUUAGAAAAUUUAAAUAAUAAGGUAUGUAUUACAUAUUUUGUUAUUAAAUUAAACAAAAUAUAUUUUGAUUAUUAAUAUUUGAUUACCUAACCUAUAAUUUGGAACAUCUCAAUGCGUUAAGAGUUUGUAACAAACAAUUAAUAAUAUUUAUUUGAGAUUUAAUCAUCUACAAAUAUUGUGUUUAUAGAGAUUUUAGUUGGUGAUUGAAAAUAACAAUAUUUAUAUAGUGGUAAAAAAUAAAGUGCAAUUUUAUAUGACCCUCUCCAUCCAAAAACAAAUUCGCAUGGAAGUCCUGAGUUCUUGAUUCACUAUUUUUUAUAUGUAUUUUUUUUUUAAUAUUUCUAAUAAUUAUUAUAAUUUUAUUAGGUUCACUUAAGGGAAUUGAUGACUGAGUAUAUUAUUGUUUAUUUAGUCUUAAAGCCAGAUAAGACUAUAAGAAUUGUCUUUGGUGGAUUUCAAUUUUUAAUAUUGAUUAUGAUUCUUUAGGUUCUUUAAUUGGAAAUAGAAAAUUACUAGAAAUCAUAAUCAAUUUUUUAAAAAUAUACUUUAAAUAUUUUGCAUACACUUUAUGAUAAAGAAAAUAAAAAUUUUCUGUCAAAUAUAAUUGGUACAGUUUUGUGGCCUUUUGGUCUAAAAAAACAUAUUUUACAGUACAUAUUCCGCUUCAUUGGGUAUCCUGUAGUAGAUUAGUGAAAAAAUCUGUGUCUAAUUCUUUUUAAUUUAUUAUUUUUAUGAAAAUAAAAAAAAUUUCAAAUUGGAGAAAAUUUGGAAAACCAUUCUCAAUAAAUAAAAUGUAGUAAAUUUAUUUUCAGGUCAAGGAAAAUGAUAAUGAUAUAAAACUUGAAAGCAUGGUGAGAUCUCUAAAAGUUUUUAAACCAUAAUAUAUUUUAUUAAUAAUGUGCAAAUGAUUUAUUAGGAUUCAGAAAUAAAUAAUGUAGUAAAUGUAGAAAUUGGUUUUGUACCAGAACCGUCAAUUGCAUCCAUUGUUUUUAUUGAUGAAGAUGAUCUUUAA
Messenger RNA from Cinara cedri, 3233 nucleotides. Lineage: Eukaryota; Metazoa; Arthropoda; Insecta; Hemiptera; Aphididae. The record is from the annotation of a GenBank genome assembly.